UCUGUUUACAGAUGUAUAAAAUCAAAUGGAGACAAAAUAGCGAAUGUAUUUGACGAAGACACUGUGCAGCGGCAGUUGCGUUAUACCGGAAUGUUGGAGACCGUCCGCAUACGACAGGCCGGGUACAACGUACGGCUCACAUACGAAGAAUUUAUACAGCUCUACAGAAUAUUGCUGCCAAAAGGUCUACUAAGCUCUCAGUUAGAUGUCAGACACUUCCUUGCUACGCUCAAUUUGGACAGGGAUAAUUAUCAAGUUGGUGCAACAAAAAUAUUCAUGCGAGAGAGUGAGCAAAGGAAACUAGAAUAUCGGUUACAUCAACAAAUUAUGGCGUCCAUCAUAACGAUUCAGCGAUGGCAUCGUGCUGUGUUGGAGCGACGGCGCUUCCUCGCUUUGCGGCGCGCUGCCAUCAUCAUACAGGGUUAUUGCAGGUGUGUUUAAUCUUUAACCAAUUCUAGGGAGUUGAUUCUAUAUAAAAUAAGAAUUUAUUUUACAAACAUUUUAAAACAAAGCAAAAUUGAAUAGAGAUCACCAUCCGCAGAGAUCGUGAUCCUUGGCGAUUUUAACGCCCACCACGCCGAGUGGCUCGGUUCACGUUUAACCGAUCAUGAGGGGAGAUCUGUUUAUGACUUUGCCUUGGCAUAUGGUCUGACACAACUGCUUACUUCGCCUACGCGGAUUCCAGAUAUGGAGGAUUAUACACCUUCCCUGUUGGACCUUCUGCUGACCUCUCAUUCGGCCGUCCGGAUGAGAGGUCAGCGGAAGAUAUCAGGUUUCUGUCGAUGCCCUUCUCGGCUCUUCGGACCAUUGUUUGAUCCGGGGUGUGGUGCCACUCACGCUCCCCUCGCGGUUGUUUUGUGCAGGUUGCCGCCGUGUUUGGCAUUAUCGGCGGAUUGGGACGGAAUGCGGUCUUUCUUUGUAUCCUACCUAUGGGAGCGGGUUUGCUUCUCGCCGGAUGAUCCCAGACCUGUUGCUGACUCUGUCACAGAUGUGGUGCUACAGGGAAUGGAACUACUUAUUCCAUCAUCUGUGGUACCCAUUGGAGGCAGAUCUCAGCCUUGGUUUGGUCGCUCCUGUAAGACUGCAUUACGCAGUAAGCAGGAGUGUUAUCAAGCCUGGGCUGCGGCUUCGGAGACUCGGGAUUUUAACACCAGCAUGAUUAAAAAGAAGUAUAACUUCGCCUCCAGGUCCUUCAAAAGAGUUAUUGCCAAGGCAAAGUCAGAGCACGUAGGCAGAAUUGGCGAGAAACUAGUUCGCCUUCCUUCGGGAAGCCGUGCAUUCUGGUCUCUCGCCAAGGCUGCCCAAGGGAAUUUCUGUAAGCCAUCACUACCAUCACUGCACGGAGAGGACGACUCACUGGCCCACGCCGCAAAAGAGAAAGCCGACCUUUUAGACUCCCUUUUUGUGUCCAACUCGACUCGGGAACACACCAACAAGUGAACGUAGGAAAUAGAAUGAAUGGAGCUCUACAAUCUGUUGUGGAAAGUCAGAACUCAGAAUGUGUCAAAAAAGGCACGUAUGGCAAUUCAUAAUGCUGUGUUAGUCCCUACUUUAAUGUAUGGUAGUGAAAGUUGGGUGUGGCAGAAGAAGCACGAGAGUAGAAAAAAUGCUGUAGAGAUGCGGUCAUUAAGGAGUAUGUUAGGGCUGAAUCUGAAUGACAAGGUGAGAAAUUGUGUGAUAAGAGAAAAGUGUGGUUUGCAAGAUGAUCUUGUGACCGGGAUUAAGAAUCGAAUGGUACAGUUAUUUGAUCAUGUAGAAAGAAUGAAUGAAGAUAGAAUGACAAAGCAAAUUUAUAUUGCAGAUGUGAACUGCACAGUUGGGAAGGGACGCCCUAGAAGGAACUUAUCCUAUAAAAAAAGUUUAUUGACAAAAUUGGCGAUAUAUUGAAAAUGAGCCAAAUUAGGAGUACGCUUAACUGACAAGUAUGUAUGCGUAGUUAUAUGGAUGUAAAGGAUGCGAGAGAGGUGUGUCAGGAUCGUGUCAAAUGGAAGUCCGUAGUCUCUGCCUACCCCUCUGAGUGACUGGCGUGGGUGUUUAUGUUAUAUUGUUUUUUUAAAUGUUUUGGUGUUGAAAUAUAAAAUGGGGACACGGAGUACAUGGAAUUUUUCAUAUAACUAUUACUUUUAAUAGUUACAAACAUUAAAUAAUUAAUAAUUAAAUACAUUAUAGACAUUAAUUUUAACAUUCGACUUAAAUAUGAAUUUAAACUUAAUAAUUUAAGUAAGGAAACUUGUAGGAAUCAGUUAAAUAAGAUUGCUCUGUUUAAAGGCCAACAUGUUUAUGAGGCUACUCUCUUUUCAUUUGUCCCUGAAAAAUAAAUAAACUUAUUAUCAUUUUAGCUGCAUGAAUUUAAAAACACAAUGAUCUUACACAGACUAGCCAUAUACGCAGGAGAUAUUAAAGUGUACCAGGUGUCUGAGGAAUGAGGAUACAGAUGCAAUGUCCAUUCUCUCAAUCUCGGUAUAUUAAGAAAACGGUCACCCAUCCAUAGACUGACGGCGAAAGUGUAGCUUAAUCUCGCAGAUCAAUUGAUCUGCGCAGCUAUUCAUUAACCACGAGUUGCUAUUUUCUACGAAUAACGCUGUAGGCGAUGACCACGCUUUCAAGCCCUCGGCACACUGUUGUCGGGCAUCAAGCAUAAAUCGGGCAUUGGGUUUUUUGUGAGUAUCAAAUACUAUGGAUUUCUACUAUCCUGGCGCACUAAACCGCAAGUCUCCUCUCGGCAUCUUAGCAGCGCUUCAGGAGUAUUACUAAAUAUCUAUAUCUAACUACACUAAAAGUGUUAUCAUUGUGACUUGGGAAUAUAUUCCGAAGCUCCACUCAACCCCUUACUGUGACCGUGAGGUGCGGGUGGUUAAGUAAGGUUGUCUGGGAAGCUAUUACCCUCUUACCUAGUACUGGUAUAAAUACAGGUUGUAAGGCAUUCCAUGUCAGUCCGUAGAGGUGACAACAACCUUCUUAGUUUGAAGUUAGCUGCAAGUUUUCAUGGGCUGCAGUAGCCACUUACCAUCGUUAGGUGAACUGUAAGUUUGUUGGACACUUCAGUUUUAUAAAAAUAUUUUAACUAAUAACUCCUACUAAAGUUUUGUUUUAACAUGUAUUUUCGGAAUGUCGAGAAUAUUCUGAAUUACACCUUUUAUUGGAUGGUAGACACGAUAUCUCAAUAUUUAUUUAAUUAGUAUAGCUAUUCAGCGAAGAAACGUAGCCAGCAUUCUUGGCAAAAUACCACAGGGAGUAGGACUGUAUGAUAAUUUAAGUUUUUGUUUUAGAUUUUCUUGUAUAUAUUUUCUUAAAAUAUUAAAAAUACAAUAGUAUAUAUUUCAAUGUUUCAUUAUGUCACAUGUUUAUAAUUGUAACCAUCCUUUUGGUUUCGCCGUAGUUGGGUAAAAAUUAUCUGCGUCAAAUCAGAAGACACGAAUAUACUGCAAUCGGUAUCGAUAGUUAUAGUUGAGGUAGGCAAUGCAUGGUGCAGCACUAUUUGUCAUUCACACAUGCACAUUACACGCACACUGGUGUAUUUUGAUUUUGUUCUCGUCAUAAUUACUCCAUUGCCAUUCUAUAAUAUACUAUAUCUAUGUAUACACUUUUAUAACUUGUUAUUAAUUUUGGUUUAUAUUCUAUUGUUUAUGUUUUAUAACUUAUAAUGGUAUUGAAAGAUUAUAUAGAUAUUUAUUUGGUGUAUAUUUAAAAGAUGAUCUCAACUACAAGAACACUGUACCAAUGAACAAAGUGAUUGUUCCCGAAUAAUAUAAUAUUUGAAUUAGAAUGGUAACGUUGUGCAGGCAGUGGUUGGCGGGGCGGCAGGAGGCGGCGAGGCGGCUGCAGGCGUGGUACCGCGGCGCGCGCGUGCGGCGCUGGUACGUGCGGCUGCGGCGCGCGCUCGUGCGCUUCCAGGCGCACGCGCGCGGCGCCCUGCUGCGCCGCCGCCUGCCGCGCCUCCAGCUGCACCGCCCAAAACAACACGUGCGUACUGCUGCACUCCAAACUUGCCUCACAUCUUGUCACUACCGAAUUUAUUC
Parnassius mnemosyne (clouded apollo) is the source of this 4019-nucleotide messenger RNA. NCBI's taxonomy places the organism in Eukaryota, Metazoa, Arthropoda, Insecta, Lepidoptera, Papilionidae. The record is from the annotation of a GenBank genome assembly.